AUGGUGGAGAGAAUCUACAGGAACACUGGCGUUGUCGUUGCUAUAGGCUCUGGUAAAUAUAUACUGUAUCUAUGUUUUCUUAUUUCUGUCCAUGAUACCCAGGGUGGCACUGUUCUUCCAAGAAAAUUCUUUUACUUUCCCCUUUUUUUUAAAGAAAAAAAAACUCUAACUGGUAAGGAAGAUCAUUCUAAUGACAUAUUAACUAACUUUUAUUGCCAUUCUUAUACGACUAGUAAUCAAAACUUAACGACAGGCGGAUGUACCUUGCAUUCGCUACCCCAAUUAACACAUAUACUAAAACACUAUUUUUUUAUGAACAACCAGCUCUUUCACCGAGAAAAUAAAGUUACUAUUUUAAAUUGUUUUCAAGCCCAAAACCGAUCAUAAUUUGUAAGCGCACUAGAAGGUUUUCUGUAAAGCGAACUGAAGGACUAUUUGCUUGAACAGGUAUCAUUUGCUUCAUUCCGUGUGUUCUGAUCAUCCUUUUCCUUGUACCAUUUCAGCCAUUUGCAGCUCAUGCCGAACUCUAAUUGCUGAUGCUCCAGCCACCCCAGCUAUUGAGAGACAUGAAGAGCAAGUGACGAAACUAGCUGCAUUCGCUUCAACACCAAAGUCUUUACCUAAGCAAUUACGUCCACCACGCAUUUCGACACACUAUAGUUUAUCCGUUGGAUCAGCUUUUUCUGUCCCUAGCAGCUCUUCGCAGGAAGAACAAGUAAGCAUGUACUUACCAGAGGGCGAACGGGAGAGAAGAAACCUUGAGACACUAAACAAUGCGAUGGCUGUCAUAACUGAUGGUAACUUCACUUCAUUACCCCACUAUGUUGACUGCAAGUGGGAAGCACUGUCUGGGGCGUCGAAGGAAGAAUUCAUAAUAAGAGCCGACGAAGUGGUUUCUUACGUACUAAACACCAUUGCUCCUUCACAGCAGGAGCAACUUUGGGAAGGAGUGGUCAAAUGUCGCCGUUCUGUUGAGGACAAAAUUAACAACAUCACAAUCGAUGUGGGACUCGAAGCAAUUUUGCUGGCUUACAAUGAAUGUUCAAAUCGGUUAACAAAAACUCAGAUAUUAUCACUCAUAAGUGACAGGUUCUCUCAGUUGGAACUCCAACAGCUUCUCCCAGGAAUCUCAUUACGCCAAGUAAAGAAUGCUAGAAAGCACGCGUUAGAACAAGGACGCGGAGAACCAAAGACAAGGAACGAGAUUUUCCGAUGCAGGUUGAACAUGGAGAAAGUUAGGGAUUUUAUUGAGUUCUUUUCGAGAUCCACAUUCCUCCAAGAUGUAGCCUUUGGAACAAAAACAUUGAAACUUUCUUCAGGUGAGAGAAUCCCCAUCCCUUCAGUGGUUCGUACAAUGACUGCGUCGAAAAUCAUCUACCUUUACCAUGAAGAGUGUCGUGAACAUGAUGUGGAGCCGCUCAAGGAGCGUACCUGUUUCCGUCUGCUAGAGGUUUGUAGUGCAUCAAAGCAAAAGUCCUUGCAAGGGUUGGACAACACGUCUACGACUGGUGAAGAAGCAUUCGAGACGAUAGCCUCACUCGUUGAGAAUCUAGGUCAACACGGUGCGGGUGCAACAUGGACCCGAGACACACUUCGAUCUUUAAGCGCUGGAAAGAAUUAUCUCAAAAGCGUAUACAAGAGUCAUCUAGGACCGGAAGAGGCUUGUGCUGAUCACUGUACUGUGUUUGCACUAUCGGAUCCAUUCGAAGAGAGAUUUUCAGGUGAAUGUUGCCACGAUCACAACCAGGUGUGUCCCGAAUGCAAGGGUAUUGUUGAUGUUCUGGAAGCUAUCGAAGAUACUCUCAGAAAUGGAGAUCUGGACUUGAGUGAGAAGCAAAAGGAGAGAGCAAGGUGGAACUUAGAUCACGCCGUUUCCAGCAUCGAUGCUUGGAAAGCUCAUUUAUUGAGGACUUUUCAACAAGAUCAAGCGAGACAAGACACACUCAAUAGGUUAGAUGACCAGACCAUCAUGGUCAUUAAUGACUGGGCCAUGAAAUUACUUCCCAUGCGUUUCAGAGAAACGCAGUCCCAAUGGUUCGCCAAGCGAGGAAUUAGUUGGCACUUUUCUGCUGUUGUUCACAAAUCAAACCAUCCUGACUGUCCAGUAGUAUCCGCAAGUGAACACACAAUCCACACAUAUGUGGUUGCCAUUGACAGCUGCAAACAGGACUGGUUUUCCGUUUCUUGUAUACUUGAAGAGGUCCUUGUCUGUGUCAAAGAAUCGCAUCAAUCAGUACGCAGAGCGAUCCUAAGAAGUUAUAAUGCUGGAUGCUACCACUGUAGUGCGCUUUUGUCAACCAUCAAUUCCACUAGCAGAAGGUCAGGCAUCGAAGUAAUCCGCUAUGAUUUCUCUGACCCUCAGUCGGGUAAGGACUUAUGUGACAGAAAGAUCGCCCCUUGCAAACAGCGCCUUCGACAUUAUGUUGCUGAAAAUCACAACGUGGAAAGUGCGAAAGACAUAAAGAAAGGCUUGGAGUCCCCACCAGGAAUUGUAGGAAUGAGCAUUGCAGAAUGCAAGAUUGACUAA
Messenger RNA from Pocillopora meandrina, 2527 nucleotides. The record is from the annotation of a GenBank genome assembly. NCBI's taxonomy places the organism in Eukaryota, Metazoa, Cnidaria, Anthozoa, Scleractinia, Pocilloporidae.